This is a messenger RNA of Vitis riparia (riverbank grape), 2419 nucleotides long. Its product is annotated as polycomb group protein EMBRYONIC FLOWER 2. Gene Ontology annotation, molecular function: chromatin DNA binding. The coding region runs from base 196 to 2184 and encodes 662 amino acids. The record is from RefSeq and is a predicted model, not a curated record. NCBI's taxonomy places the organism in Eukaryota, Viridiplantae, Streptophyta, Magnoliopsida, Vitales, Vitaceae. Gene Ontology annotation, cellular component: nucleus. The transcript is spliced from 22 exons.
AAAAAUAAGACUUUUUAUAGGAAAAGCCCUAGCUGCCGCAGACGGAGUGGACUCUGCUAAGCUCGUAAAUCUUCGAGUCUUCCCUAAGAUCGAAGGGGUUCCUGUUUCUGGUUCCAGCCCUGGGGUGGAUAAAAGACAGUUAAAUUGGAAAGUUGAAGUAGCUAUGAAAUUAUAUUCGCACAUUGUGUAACAAGAAUGCCAGGCAUACCUUUAGUGGCUCGUGAAACAAUCUAUUCUAGAAGCGCAGAUCAGAUGUGCCGCCAAGAUUCUCGUGUGCACUUAUCUGCAGAGGAGGAAAUUGCAGCAGAAGAGUCUUUAUCCAUUUACUGCAAGCCUGUCGAACUUUAUAACAUUCUUCAACGGCGUGCUGUAGGAAAUCCAUCAUUUCUUCAAAGAUGUUUGCGAUACAAAAUACAAGCAAAGCACAAAAGAAGGAUUCAAAUGACAAUUUCUCUACCAGGGUCUACAUAUGAUGGAGUACAAGCUCAGAGUCCAUUUCCUUUGUAUAUCUUGUUAGCAAGACCAAUAUCUGACAUUGCACUUGCAGAGUACCCUGCAGUUUAUCGGUUCAAUCGAGCAUGCAUUUUGACCAGUUCAACCAGAGUUGAUGGUAGUCAUCAAGCUCAAGCAAAUUUUAUUCUCCCUGAUAUUAGUAAGCUAGCAAUGGAAUCCAAAUCUGGAUCACUAACAAUCUUGAUUGUUAAGUGUGCUGAAAGCAAGGAGUCAAUUAGUGGAUUUGGUUUACCCAAGGACAUAAUGGACAUGGCACCUUUUUCAACAAAUGUUGGAGGACACUGCCUGUGGGGCAAGAUACCAAUGGAAUCGCUCUAUUUGUCAUGGAAAAUGUCUCCAAACCUGAGUUUAGGGCAGAGAGCUGAGAUCAUAUCAACUGUUGACUUGGAUCCAUGCUUCAUGAAGUCAAGUUGUUUGGACGACGACAAGUGCAUUUCUUUUCAAAAUCCUUAUAAUUCUGGGACUCUGAGUAAAGCCCAGCAAUUUCAAGUUACCAUUUCUGCGGAAGAGGUUGGGGCCAAGGAUAAAUCCCCUUAUAAUUCAUACACAUACACUGAUGUUCCUACUUCAUCAUUAUCUGAUAUUAUUCGGUUGAGAACUGGAAACGUCAUUUUCAACUAUAGGUACUACAAUAAUAAGUUGCAAAGAACUGAAGUGACGGAAGACUUCUCCUGUCCCUUCUGCUUGGUCAAAUGUGCAAGCUUCAAGGGUCUGAGAUAUCACUUGUCCUCAUCACAUGAUCUAUUCAACUUUGAGUUUUGGGUAACUGAAGAGUAUCAAGCUGUAAAUGUAUCUGUGAAAACUGAUAUUUGGAGAACCGAGAUUGUUGCAGAUGGAGUUGACCCUAAGCAACAAACUUUUUCCUUCUGUUCAAAGCCGCUAAGACGAAGAAGAUCGAAGAAUCUAGCUCAAAAUGCAAAGCAUGUACAUCCACUCACCCUGGAGUCAGACUUGCAUGCUGUAGUCAGUAAUCUGGGGAAGGCAAAUGAUGCUCAUUCCAGUAAAGGUGAAAGGGCUCGUAUUUUAAGUGGGAAUGAUUCACAGGCUGUCCCAGGUGCUGCGCUGUGUGUGGAACGAGUUUUGUCAAGUCAUAAUGUUCCAGGGGUUUCAAGUGCAACAGUUCAAUCAAAUGCAGAUCCAGAAUGUGUUCAAUCAGGCCCUGCAAGCAAUCUUGCACCACCUGCCUUGCUACAGUUUGCAAAGACAAGAAAGUUGUCAAUCGAACGCUCUGACCCUAGAAGCCGUGCACUCCUGCAGAAACGACAGUUCUUUCACUCGCAUAGAGCUCAGCCGAUGGGCAUGGAACAAGUAUUAUCUGAUCGGGAUAGUGAGGAUGAAGUUGAUGAUGAUGUUGCAGAUUUUGAAGACCGAAGGAUGCUUGAUGAUUUUGUGGAUGUGACUAAAGAUGAGAAGCAACUAAUGCAUCUAUGGAACUCUUUUGUAAGGAAGCAACGGGUGUUAGCAGAUGGGCACAUUCCUUGGGCAUGUGAGGCAUUUUCAAGAUUGCAUGGACAUGAUCUUGCCCAGGCCCCAGCGCUGAGUUGGUGUUGGAGAUUAUUCAUGAUCAAACUGUGGAAUCACGGUCUCCUCGAUGCACGCGCCAUGAACAAUUGUAAUAAAAUUAUCGAACAGUGCAACAAAAACCAGGAUUCGGAUCCUAAAACAAGCUAAACAGAAGAUCUUAUUUGGGGAAUCAAAAACUGGGAUGGAGAAAGGCGAAGAUUUCCUGAUUAGUCCACUGAUCUGUAUUGUAUUCUCUUAAGCUCUACACACUCUGUUUAUGGGGCCCUAAUUUUCCCCAUGGAUAUUACUUCAUUGUGAUGUUUUUACUCUCUACCUUUUGGAUUUGGGAUACUCCAAGAUGGUUAUAAAAAGAGAUUCAUCAUAAGAUUUUUCAUUUUUUUUA